CACUGCCAAUGAUUCUUACAAACUUGUUCUAUUACUUAAUCACUUUGGUUUCUGUCAUGCUUGUUGGUCACCUUGGUGAGCUUCAGUUAGCCGGUUCAACUCUCGCUCAUUCUUGGUUUAGUGUCACCGGCUCCGCGGUUAUGGUAAUUUACAAUUUUUGUUUGUUUCCUUAAAAAAUUGUAUGUGUUCCUUAAGUUAGAAAUAUAGUUAUCCUAGUUGGGUUAAAACAAUUAUUGGCUUCAUUGGACCUCAGAGACUUGGACUUGUGGGAACCUCAUUGUCCUUUGAGAUUAAUUAUUGGUUGAAGAUGGACAUAAGAACUUAAUUUGCUUGGAUUGAGUUCUCUUCGAUAUUCACCGGUUGGAUAUUCUUACUGUUAAUUUUCAUAGGGUAUACAUACUUAAGCAUUAUUGGCCUCCAAAUAUGGUUUUAUUGCUGCUCUGCACCAGAAUGUAAAAUUGCUUCAGGAUGCUUAUGCAAAUUCUAAAAUAAAGCUUGAACAAAUUGUUUCAUGCAUGCUGUAUUGUAGCGGGUUGUGGCGCAUUAUUACCAUGACUCCUGAAUUUGCAUUGAUGUACUUGGAGCUGCCUUCUAGCAUCCUAAUGACUGAGGCAGUUAUAUCUGUGACUGAUGUUUCAAGGCAGUAUCUUCCUAGCCGAUACGGGAAUAUAACAAAGUUCCAAAAAGAGGUUAUGACCUUGGCCCUAUUUUUCAUAGAACAGGUUUGGAAUCGCCAACUGUCGCUGUGUGUGGUGAACUUUUAUCUAAAAUGUGAUGAGUGUGACAAUUUGUUCAUAUCUAGCCGGGUUUAUUCUCAGGUGUUUUACUUGAGGGGGCAAGAGUUUUUCUAUCAGUAUAUUGUAACAUGGAUCAACAAAGCUCUUUCCAUUACUUUGGGUUGUUUUUUGGAAUGCAAGAAAAGGGGUUAGUGAGCUUCACUGUGGCCUAUCAAUUUUCAGUGAGAUCAAGAUUGACAGAAGAGUUUUUUUAGCAAAUAUAAAGGCAAAUACACAUUCACAUGUGGCAAGGCCCUUGUAUACAGAAACAUGCGCAUUGAUUAUGCUAAAUUUGUGGCUGAAUGUGGUUUCACUAGCAGAGUCUUUAGUUCAGACUGUGGGAUCCAGGAAAGGUAGUAAUAAGAUUUUACAACCUUGAGGUCAAGGUUGUUCUUGAAGCGGUUGGUUUAAGUGGUUCACUAGAAACACUCUGUGGACAAGGAUUUGGUGCAAAGGAAUAUCAAAUGUUGGGAAUUUAUUUACAAAGCUCCUGCAUUAUAUCUUUUAUUUUUUCAAUCAUUAUAUCCGUUAUUUGGUUCUAUACACAACACAUUCUUGUGUUUCUUCAUCAAUCGCAAGACAUUGCUAGAACAGCAGCACUCUAUAUGAAGUUUCUUAUACCAGGAAUAUUUGCAUAUAGCUUCUUGCAAAACAUCUUGAGGUUUCUACAAACACAAUCUGUAGUCAUGCCACUGGUUUACCUUUCAGCUAUUCCAGCAUUGCUUCACGUGGGAAUUGCUUAUGGGUUUGUUGAAUGGGCAGGUUUGAAUUUCAUAGGUGGACCUAUUGCAACUUCAGUUUCGAUGUGGAUAAUAAUGACAUUGUUAGGCUUAUAUGUCUUGUAUGCAAAGAAGUUCGAGAAAACAUGGAGAGGAUUUACAAUGCAGUCAUUUCAUUACUUGUUUACAAACAUGAAACUUGCUCUGCCUUCUGCAGCAAUGGUGUGUUUGGAGUAUUGGGCUUUUGAAAUCAUGGUUUUCCUAGCUGGAUUACUGCCUAACUCACAAAUCACAACUUCGUUGAUUGCAAUAUGUGCAAACACAGAAUCAUUUGCUUACAUGAUCACUUACGGUCUUGGUGCUGCUGCAAGUACAAGAGUUUCCAAUGAAUUGGGAGCAGGUCACCCAGAAAGAGCCAAACAUGCAAUGAGAGUCUCUCUAAAGCUCUCUCUUCUCCUUGGAUUGGGUUUCGUUUUGUUACUUGUAUUUGGUCAUGAUUUAUGGAUUCAGCUGUUUAGUAAUAGUCCUGUUAUCAAAGAGGAGUUUGCUUCAAUAACACCCUUGCUUGCUAUUUCCAUAUUACUAGAUUCUGUCCAAGGGGUCUUAUCAGGGGUGGCUAGAGGAUGUGGUUGGCAGCAUUUAGCUGUUUAUGUCAACCUUGCAACUUUUUAUCUCAUUGGUUUACCAAUUUCAUGUCUCCUUGGAUUUAAGACCAAUUUGCAAUAUAAGUUUGGAGUAUUGGGCUUAUAUUAUGAAUUUUACUAUUUUUAUACUUUUGCAAGUUUGGAGUAUUGGGCUUUUGAAGUUCUGGUUUUUUUAGCUGGAUUAAUGUCUGACUCGCAAGUAACAACUUCAUUGAUUGCAAUAUGUACAAUCACACAACUCGUUGCUUACAUGAUCACUUAUGGUCUUAGUGCCGCUGCAAGCACAAGGGUUUCCAACGAAUUGGGAGCAGGCCAACCGGAAAGAGCUAAACAUGCGAUGAGAGUCACUCUAAAGCUCUCUCUCCUCCUUAGUUUAUGUUUUGUUUUGAUACUUGUAUUUGGUAAUGGUGUAUGGAUUCAACUGUUCAGUAGUAGUCCUACUAUCAAGCAGGAGUUUUCUUCAAUAGCACCCUUGCUUGCUAUUUCUAUACCUUUAGAUUCUAUCCAAGGUGUCUUAUCAGGGGUGGUUAGAGCUUGUGGUUGGCAGCACUUAGCUGUUUAUGUCAACCUUACAACUUUUUAUCUCAUCGGUUUGCCCAUUUCAUGUCUCCUUGGAUUUAAGACUAAUUUGCAAUUUAAGGGUUUAUGGAUCGGUCUGAUUUGUGGGCUGGUGUGUCAAACUGGGGCACUUUUACUUUUGACAAGGCUUGCCAAAUGGACUAAACUGAAUUUCUCAGAGAACAAAAAUCAAGACCAACAUAUUGUUGUUUAACAACUGAAUGUCUGCCUAUUAGGACUAAAUAAGUCUGUGUUUAGAACCACAGUGUUCAUGUGUUGCAGAGUUAAAUAUUUACACAUAUGAUGUAACUAAGUUUUCUAUAAAGUGGUUUCUAUUCCAGAAUAGGACAGGAACUCCAAUUGCUGCAUCCCACAAAUUCUUUCAACUAGAUAAUUAGUUUUGCUGCCAAAGGAAAGUAGUAUAAUUAUGAGGCGGACACCGGAUUGAGCGUGUUGGGGUUUUCGACACUUGAAUAGAUGUCUCAUACUCGUAUGAAAAUCAUAUGACACAUGUCGGACAAUUCAGAGAAGCGUUCUAUACAUAUCAACUUACCUAUCUUAAAUGCAUUGGAUUUAUCGAUUGAGUGCUGAUACUUGAUAUUUCCUGCAGGACUAUUAGCCAUUUGUACUUUGACAUAUAUUAUAACCCAAAAUAUAGUCUAUUAUCA
This is a messenger RNA of Vicia villosa (hairy vetch), 3365 nucleotides long. RefSeq names its product protein DETOXIFICATION 18-like. NCBI's taxonomy places the organism in Eukaryota, Viridiplantae, Streptophyta, Magnoliopsida, Fabales, Fabaceae. The record is from RefSeq and is a predicted model, not a curated record. Gene Ontology annotation, molecular function: antiporter activity; xenobiotic transmembrane transporter activity. Gene Ontology annotation, biological process: xenobiotic detoxification by transmembrane export across the plasma membrane. Bases 1241 to 2911 code for a protein of 556 amino acids. The transcript has 11 exons. Gene Ontology annotation, cellular component: membrane.